GGGAGCGCGCGGGUCGAGAGGAGUUGAGUGGAGAAUGGUCAGACUGUGAACUCUUCUCCGCUACGCCACUGUCGCCACACUCGGUAACAUUCAGUGUGCUGCAGGACGUUGUGUGGGUUGCAUGUGCGUGUUCUCCCUCUCUCCACCCCCUGUCACGACUUCUGCCAUUCCUGCUGCCCGUUGAAGUUCCGUGCACCAUGACCAAAAUUGUGGAAUGUGUGCCAAACUUCUCCGAGGGAAGGGACAAAGCGGUGAUCGAGGCCAUAGCAGGUGCGGUACGGGCGUGUCAUGGCGUCAAGCUGUUGGAUGUGGACCCAGGCGCCUCUACUAACCGAACCGUGUACACCUUUGUGGGCGGCCCAGAUGAAGUGGUGGAGGCCGCCCUUGCCGCUGCCAGGGUCGCCUUCGCCAGGAUUGACAUGACUAAGCAUAAAGGCUCCCACCCUCGCAUGGGCGCCUUGGACGUGUGCCCCUUCAUCCCCGUGCGUGGCGUGACUCAGAAGGAGUGUGUGGCCAUCUCUGCUACCUUCGGCCGGCGCCUCGCUAAGGAGUUGGGCGUUCCUGUCUAUUUGUACGGCGCCGCUGCCACUAAAGACUUCCGCACAACACUGCCGCAGAUCAGGGCCGGGGAGUACGAGGGCCUUAAGGAUAAGUUGAUACAGCCCAAGUGGGAGCCAGAUUUCGGGAGCCGUGAGUUCGUGCCUCGCUGGGGCGCCACCGUCACGGGCGUCAGGAAGUUCUUGAUCGCUUACAACGUCAAUCUUCUGUCCACCAAGGAACAGGCACACAGGAUCGCGCUCAACCUCCGGGAACAGGGUCGCGGCCCCACCCAGACCGGCCGCCUCAGAUGCUGCCAGGCCAUUGGUUGGUAUCUGGAGGAGCAACGCUUGGCCCAGAUCAGCAUCAACCUCACAGACUACGACGUGACACCCAUGCAUGUGGCCUUCGAGGAGGCAAAGAAAGACGCCGCGGAGCUCAAGAUUGGAGUGAUGGGUUCAGAGGUGGUAGGUCUCGUCCCCCUCGCGGCUCUCCUGCAGGCGGCGGAGUACUAUAUAGCCAAGGAGGAGCUGUUUAUACUGGAGGAGGAGCAGAAGGUGCAGCUUGCCAUCAACCGCCUCGGACUCAGCACUCUGUCUCCCUUCAACCCAAAGGAGCGCAUCAUCGAGUACUGUGUGGGCGCGGGGCAAGGCGUGGGGAAGCUGGGGCGUGGCAGUGUGGAGGAGUUCGUGAGGGGCGUGGCGGCAAGGACUCCAGCACCAGGAGGCGGCUCUGUGGCAGCUACUGUGGCGGCCAUGGGCGCGGCGUUAGGCACCAUGGUGGGCCAGAUGACCUUCGGCAAGCGGCAGUGGGAGGCUCUGGAUGCCACUAUGCGCCGCCUCAUCCCGCCCCUCCAUCAGGCUGCAGUCUCCCUCCUGCCGGCCAUCGACGCUGACACCGCUGCCUUCAACGCCUACAUGGACGCUGUAAGGCUUCCACAGGGAACGGAGGAGGAGAAGGGUGUGAGGGAGAGAGCGGUGAAGACAGCCACGGAGAAGACCAUCCAGGUGCCUCUCUCCCUCCUGAAAGUGAUUGACCAGACCUGGGAGCCUCUGGUGGAGAUGGCGACCGUGGGCAACAUGAACUGCAGGUCCGACUUACAGGUCGGGGCGCGGUGUCUGGAGGCUGGGGCGUGGGGUGCCUACUACAACGUGCUGGUGAACCUGGACAACCUGCUGGAGGGGCCUGAACGCAACUCCUACUUAACACAGGCCGAAGAUUUCCUGCAGAAGGCGCGGCGAGGAUGCGAGGCCGUUCUGAGCGAGGUGGAAAAGCGGGUGGAAUAGCAGGAGGCCGAGGGGGGGAGGAGGAGCAGGGGGAGUGGAGAGAGGAAUGGAGGAAAUGGAGGAAGGAGAGGAGAGAAUGUUUCGCGAAAAAGAGAAAGCGGAGGGAGGAGUAAGGAUAACGGAAGCAGGAGAGAAGGAAGUGAAAGAAGAGACAGAAGGAAGAACUCCAGCCAGCCUCCUCCAGGAAGAACCAGCAGACGACGGUAGUGUGUGUGUGUGUGUGUGUGUGUGUGUGUGUGUGUGUGUGUGUGUGUGUGUGUGUGUGUGUGUGUGUGAUUUGGAAACCGUCCUCUCCAUGCGUGCCUUCUCCAUGCCCCUCUCCUUUUAUCUCCCUCCCUCCUCUCCUCCUCCUCUCCUCCUCCUCCUCCUCCUCCCUCCUUUGUAAUCUCAAGUGUAGCAAGUCAGGUACUAACAAAGCGUAUAUGCAUUUUAUACCAAGUGUUAUGAAGUGUGUGGCAAUGAUCCAGCCACCUGAAGACGCUGGAACACAAGACGACUGAUGCUGUUCCUCGCUGAUUGGUCUAUAAAUCCUCAUCUCGUGUUCAAAAAGCACGUCAAAUUCGCUUCAUUCCUAACAGAAGCAUUACUUAAUUCUAAUAUGCCAGAUUAUUUGUGUAGGGUUAAUCCGGUGAUCUUAUCAAGGGUUUUGGUGGAAAUACGUUAAUUUGCACCAUGUUUCGUAGUAAGGCAGGAAGAGUUAGCCAGUACUCUCAUUUAUUCAUACCUUUCCCUGGUAAACUCUGGAACUCCCUGCCUGCCUGCCUUCCAUCUUCCUGCUACUUGACUUCUUUUAAGAGGGAAGUUUCAAGACAUUUGUCCCUGACUUUUGGUUAACUCUACUAAUCUUUUAAGGUAACUGGCAAUCAAGUAGGCCUCUUUUUUUUUUUUUUUUUUUGUUGUCCUUGGCCAGUUUCCCCUCUUACAUAAAAAAUAAAAAACACAUGUACGUAGAUCAACCAGCGAGAAAGAUCAACAGCCGCCACUAGUGAUAUCAAGUUCUCGUGUUCUCAGGCGGCCACAUUAUUUCAAAACACUGACAGACUACAAUGAAGGGGAAGCUCUAACAAUUGACCUCCUGGCUAGCGAACACCUCUACCUAUUAAACCUAUCCCUGAAAUGUCCUAGUAAGUUAAGAUACAGCCACUAAACUUCCACCUUUAGUAGAGCCGCUAAAAGAAGUACCAUGACGAAGUACAGUGGAUUUCAUUGAAAAUAAGUGGAUAUAGGAAUACGUGGAUUAAUAAACAAAGUAAGAGCUUAAAGACCAAAAAGUGAGAAUGUGACAGAUGGAGGAAAGUGUCUAAUACCAGAAAGUCUUACCUUAGCCACUUCAACAGGAUCCAAUAGACAUUACAGAAGGUUCCAAGAGUGCUUUCAUAGUAUAGGAUUAAUAAGCAAAGUAAGAAAUUAAAGACCAAGGAAUGAGAAUGUGACAGAUGGAGGAAAGUGUCUAAUACCAGAAAGUCUUACCUCAGCCACUUCAACAGGAUCCAAUAGACAUUACAGAAGGUUCCAAGAGUGCUUUCAUAGUAUAGAAAUUAACACGUGGAUUAAUUAGCAAAAUAAGAGAUUAGAGACGAAGGAGAGAGGAUGUGACAGGUGGAGGAGUGUGUCUAUUACCAGAAAGUCUUGCCUCAGCCACUUCAGCAGGAUCCAAUAGACAUUAUAGAAGGUUCCAAGAGUGCUUUCAUGAUUCCAGUAAUAGAUUAACAAUUAUCCUGUACUUGUGAUAGGGAAAGCUCUCUUGAGAACCUAUCUAUACAUCUGUGACCUUUGUAAAUUUGUUCUGGUGAGUUCAAAGCGUUUCAAAAUACAAAGCAAAUUAUUUUUUUAUUGGAACGUUUUGUGAAAUAUGAUUGAACUUAUUUGGGCAACUGCACACUCACUCUCGCCUGUUCACGACACACCAUUCAGGAAAGCGCUAUAGUAAAAAGGUCAAAAGCAACACCAGAAUGAAUAUAUGCAGAUUUGUUAUGCAUUCAAAUUGAUGUUUAAAUAGACUCUGAUGCAGUAAUACAUAAAGUGAUUCCAAGCAUUAUAUCAGAGCCAUAAAAGCCAGAUUCUCUCUCUCUCUCUCUCUCUCUCUCUCUCUCUCUCUCUCUCUCUCUAUGCCUCAGCUUGCGUAUAUAGAAGAGAGAAAGAGAGAUAGUCUGUGUUGAACUAUAAAGAUAACACUGAUAUGACUUUCUCUCUCUCUCUCUCUCUCUCUCUCUCUCUCUCUCUCUCUCAGACAUAAUUAGAAUUUGCUCAAUUAAUCAUAAGUAUAAUGAACGAGUAAAAAGACCUUCGCUUUCUUUCCAUCUGUCUUCAAACAAAUGAUUAGAAUAGUUAUUACCAAAAUGUUUCGUUCACGCCUUAAUGUUCUUCCGCUAUUUUAGGAUCUUUUCAGUUGGAUUCGUAUGGUAUUAAUGUUAUUCAUCCUUCUCAUUACAAUAGUACGAUGUAUUUUUCAUGUGAGCUUAUGAUACAUUGCUAUUUUUUCUCAUAUUGUGACGUAUGAUCGAAAGAAAAGAGAAAUAAGAACUCACGGUGAUGGAUCUAUAGUGUUUAUUGUCUAGAUCAACUUCAAUAGUCGGUGUGGGAUUGAAAACCUUUUGUAUCGGCUCCCACUUUAAUAAUAUUUCUUGUUCUUUCUUGUGUUCAUCAUAUUGUGACGUAAGAUCGAAAGAAAAGAGAAACGCAAGAACUCACGGGGAUGAAUCUGUAGUAGGAUCAACUCCAAUACUCGGCGUGGGAUUGAAAACCUUGUAUCGGCUCCCAAUUCUUUAAUAUCUCUUGAUCUUCUUACUUGUGUUCGUCUAUUCUUGGUUUACUUUCAUUUUUUUUCCAAAUUUUGAUCAUAUAUUCCUUUCUUUUUUUCAAUUUCAUCAAUAGAUUCGAUAUACUGAGGCUACGACCCCGCCAUCUUGCCUCACCCACUAACGUUUCUCUAUUUUGUAACGCUAGACUCAAACUUUAGAACGGACUCAGUAAUCAGAGUAGUAAUCAGUAUAGUGCAGAGUCAACAGAGGGCUUUAGGGAGAGUAGCUGACUAGGGAUGAUAGUUGGGUAAUGACUAGUUCUCAUCCAUGGAGGUGCUGAAGCCAUAACUACGCCAUGUUGCCACACUAACCAAGCUUCUCGUUAACCAGUAGCGCUUCGUGAGGGUUGUGGUAGCUAUAGUCUGCUGGCUUGGUGGUCAGUUUCUUGCUGGCAGUGUAUGGACCAAGGUUCGAUAUCUCUAAUGAGGGAGCUGACUUGACUAAUGAAUGUGCGUUUGUCUCUCUCUCUCUCUCUCUCUCUCUCUCUCUCUCUCUCUCUCUCUCUCUCUCUCUCUCUCUCUCUCUCGUAACCACAUCAACGAAAGCUGCCCACUAACUCACGCGUUUCAAGACAUGCUUCCAGAUUUUGUACCAGAAUAUAUAUUUUUUUGGGAAUAAACUUGCUACAGCUU
Messenger RNA from Portunus trituberculatus (swimming crab), 5256 nucleotides. Its product is annotated as formimidoyltransferase-cyclodeaminase-like. The coding region runs from base 198 to 1823 and encodes 541 amino acids. Gene Ontology annotation, molecular function: folic acid binding; transferase activity. The record is from RefSeq and is a predicted model, not a curated record. NCBI's taxonomy places the organism in Eukaryota, Metazoa, Arthropoda, Malacostraca, Decapoda, Portunidae. The transcript has 10 exons.